Archocentrus centrarchus (flier cichlid) is the source of this 3056-nucleotide messenger RNA. RefSeq names its product RAS guanyl releasing protein 3 (calcium and DAG-regulated) (gene rasgrp3). Gene Ontology annotation, molecular function: guanyl-nucleotide exchange factor activity; calcium ion binding. The transcript is spliced from 17 exons. Gene Ontology annotation, cellular component: plasma membrane. Bases 262 to 2379 code for a protein of 705 amino acids. NCBI's taxonomy places the organism in Eukaryota, Metazoa, Chordata, Actinopteri, Cichliformes, Cichlidae. The record is from RefSeq and is a predicted model, not a curated record. Gene Ontology annotation, biological process: Ras protein signal transduction.
CUGUAUGGGGCUGAGACAAAGGGCUUUACAAAGCUAGAGAAGCCAUCUGAAGAAAGGCUGGAAGAUACAUAACCAAGUUCUGACAGCUGGAGCGCUGUACUGGUUUUAGCAGCAACCUUUUGGGUCCAGCUGGAUUUUAGUAUCGAUGCUGAUUUGAACAGACUAAAAGGUGGAUCUGUUCAUGGACAUGUUUAAAAGGCAGCUCCAUGAGAUGUUCUGGUAGAUCCUGGCAGAAUAAAAGUCUCACAUGAGCUUGGCAUCAUGGGAUCAUCCACACUGGGGAAGGCAGCGUCUCUUGAUGCUCUUUUAAAAGAAUGCAUUAAUGCAUUUGAUGACAGCGGGGACCUGCAGGCCAACCCCCUCCCUCGCACCGUGCUGCUCAUGCACCGCUGGUACGUUACAUCCUCUGAACUGGCAGGAAAACUUCUGAUGAUAUACCGUGACUGCAAUGGUGACAGCUGCCAAAGAACCAGGCUGAAGAUUUGUUAUUUAAUGAGGUACUGGAUAGUGACAUUCCCUGCAGAGUUCAACCUGGACGUGGGUCUGAUCAGGAUAACAGAGGAGUUCAGACAUGUGGCAGCUCAGCUUGGCUGUGAGGAGCAUUUCAAAUUCAUCGACAUCUCUACCAUUCCAUCAUACGACUGGAUGAGAAAGAUUACCCAGCGGAAAAAGCAAACCAAGAAAGGGAAGGCCUCACUGCUGUUUGACCACCUGGAGCCCAUAGAGCUGGCUGAGCAUCUCACCUUCCUGGAGUUCAAAUCCAUCAGAAGGAUAUCGUUCACUGAUUACCAGAGCUAUGUGAUCCAUGGCUGCCUGGUGGACAACCUGACUCUGGAGCGCUCCAUUGCUUUAUUCAACGGGGUCUCACAAUGGGUCCAGCUGAUGGUUCUCAGCAAGCUCACACCUCAGACGCGUGCAGAGGUCAUCACAAAAUACAUCCAUGUGGCACAGAAACUCCUGCACCUACAGAACUUCAACACUUUGAUGGCGGUGGUGGGGGGGCUGAGCCACAGCUCCAUUUCUCGCCUAAAGGAGACUCACUUAUAUUUGGCUCCUGAAGUAGUCAAGAUCUGGAGUGAGAUGACAGAGCUGGUCUCUUCCAACAAUAACUACUCGUGCUACCGAAAGGCCUUCAACGAGUGCCGGGGAUUUAAGAUCCCCAUACUGGGUGUGCACCUGAAGGACCUGAUUGCAGUGCAUGUGGUCUUUCCUGACUGGGUUGGUGACACUAAUAAGUUGAACCUUGUGAAGAUGCAUCAGCUUUACAUGACCUUCAAUGAGCUGGUGUCCCUGCAGAGUGCAGUGGCCCAAGUUGAACCCAACAUGGACCUCAUCUACCUGCUAACGCUUUCUUUAGAUCUUUAUUACACUGAGGAUGAGAUUUAUGAGCUGUCGUUGCUAAGGGAACCACGUAACUCUAAAUCAUUGCCUACCUCUCCAACAACUCCCAACAAGCCACUGGCCCCACUGGACUGGGCCUCCGGUGUCACUACUAAACCAGACCCCUCUGUGGUCAAUAAGCAUAUCAGGAAAGUGGUGGAUUCUGUGUUCAGGAAUUAUGACCAUGACCAUGAUGGAUACAUUUCUCAGGAGGACUUUGAGAGCAUCGCAGCUAACUUCCCCUUCCUGGACUCUUUCUGCGUUUUGGAUAAAGAUCAAGAUGGUUUGAUCAGUAAAGAUGAGAUGAUAGCAUAUUUCCUUCGAGCUAACCCACUGCUGCAGUGUAAGAUGGGACCGGGAUUCAUCCAUGACUUUCAGGAGAUGACGUACCUGAAGCCCACCUUCUGCGAACACUGUGCUGGAUUUCUCUGGGGGAUCAUCAAACAGGGCUACAAAUGCAAAGACUGUGGUGUUAACUGUCAUAAACAAUGCCGCGAGCUGCUGGUCCUGGCCUGUAGGAAGCUGAUUCGCUCCGGCUCUCUAGGCAACGUUUCUCCAGUCAGACCAACUCACAGCUCGCUGCCCAGCAGCCCCACAUUGCCUGCCUGUCAAGACGAGGACGAGGUGUUUGAGUUUCCUGCUGUCACACAAGCAGAUCCAGCUCUGGACACUCAGUCCAUCACCCUGAUGACUGGCUCAGCCCAGAGAAUCUCUGUGCGUCUGCAGAGAGCCACCACAAGCCAGGCCACGCAGACUGAACCACUGUGGCCUGAACAUAGCUGGGAGGUGGCCGACACUGGCUCCCACACCUUCCCCAAAAUGAGACACAGGACUCACAGGAAAAUGUCUAAAAAUAAGGGUUUUGCCUGCUGGGAAAACCAGAAUGACGGGCAGCACCAGGCAGGUUCCUCCCAGUGCAGCGUGGACUCUCAGGAGAAGCCAGACAUCUCUGGAGAGCACGUGCAGAACAGAGUUACACACAGAGGGAAGAACAGCUGACUUGGUCACUGUGGUGAGCACCGCUCUCGGGGGUCCAGGAAGCCCCUGGUGGCCGAGACCAGGAAGCUCUUCUCACUAGGAGGCAUUCUUGGCUGUCUGAGGUCCCCUUUCAAAGACAUGAAGCUAUCAUGUCCUCUCAAGACUUGAGCAUGACACAGAAAGAGCUACACUGAGCUGCAGUCAGAGAGAUGAACUUAGCGUAUAACUGUCAUCACAUGGGGUGAUAGCUCCAUCAGAGAUGCAGGACGACAUAAAGACGGUUUAGGUUUUGCUCCCAGAAAUAAAAUAUUAUAAAAAUGUGCAGCAGCUUCAGUCUGCGGAUUGGUGGAUUGCUCAGGAAGAAUGUGAACAGAAAUCAUCUGCUGACGGAUAUUAAUAAAGAGAGGUGACAUCAGGUUCUUGAUGUCACAUGAUCAGAGCAGAAAGGAUGGAUGUGGAAAUGAAGAAAUAAAAGUAAACACAAAAAAUGAAUGUAAAGGGAAUCCAACUCUGCUGAUGUACAGAACAUCUAGGAUGAAGGACCCCAAAAAAUAUGGGUUUAUUAUUAUAUAUUCCUACAGGGAUGGCUGCAGACUGGUCCACCUCAUUUGUUUCUUACAGGUUAGAAUUUUUCAGCAUGCAACAGAAUAUUUUUUACAAAUCCUGUAAAUCAUCAAGUUUCAAAUAAAAACAAAGAU